AAAAAAAGUCUCGAUAGAUGAGGCAACGUUGGCAACACAUGGCCGCUGAGCACAAAAGUUAAUCGUUAACCGGUUAAAUUUAGUGAAGAAAAUGGUUGACAACGCUUCAAAAGUGCUGCAGUACAAGGAGACAGUAAAGAAACAGCAGGCAGAGGACCUUAUCAAUAAUGGAUUUCCCAGAAAGAUUGUGGAGCUGAAUGAUCUUCUUGCCACGCCACUUUUUAGCACAAAAAAUCUCGAAGAAGUUCAUGAAGAUCUUAAAGUUCCAGUUCCCUCAUCAAUUAUUUCCAAUAAUCAUGACAGCUGUGAAACUGAAACCAAAAAGAGGAAAUUAGAUGAAGUUACCAGUGGAACACCUGUUCUGGUGCUACCCACAGGAAUUGUUCCUUGUAAUUCUCACAUAAGACAAAUGAUCAAAAUUGUCAAGCCCUACAUAUGGCACUUGGUCGAAGAUGCAAACCUGUUGAAAAUGUGGAUUUCUUUUUUGAUUCCGAAAAUUGAAGACGGCAACAACUUUGGAGUCUCAAUUCAAGAAGAUAUGUUAGCUGAAAUAAGAACAGUCGAAUCUGAAGCCGCAGCCUUUUUUGAUCAGAUUUCCCGAUAUUUUAUCACAAGAGGCAAAAUCGUAACAAAGGUGACAAAAUACCCCCACGUUGAAGAUUUCAGAGUAACUGUCGAAGAGCUUGACGAAAAGGAAUACGUUAGUUUAAAAUUGGUGAUGUGUGAGAUCCGGAAUCAUUACUCAACGCUACACGACAUCAUUAUGAAGAAUUUAGAAAAAAUUAAGAAACCACGUACUUCCAACGUGGACAACUUAUAUUAAAUUCAUUUUGAUGAACGUUUGUUUGUGGGUUUUCACCGAGACUUUCCAUCCGAUUUCCUGUCUAAUGGUGAUGGAAACACAUGAUUGAUAAAUUAAAAAGUCAAUGGAAAUUCA
Messenger RNA from Daphnia pulicaria, 937 nucleotides. It is a transcript of the gene REG, whose product is annotated as proteasome activator complex subunit 3-like. Gene Ontology annotation, cellular component: cytoplasm; nucleoplasm; proteasome activator complex. The record is from RefSeq and is a predicted model, not a curated record. The transcript has 6 exons. NCBI's taxonomy places the organism in Eukaryota, Metazoa, Arthropoda, Branchiopoda, Diplostraca, Daphniidae. Bases 92 to 823 code for a protein of 243 amino acids. Gene Ontology annotation, biological process: regulation of proteasomal protein catabolic process; positive regulation of endopeptidase activity; regulation of G1/S transition of mitotic cell cycle. Gene Ontology annotation, molecular function: endopeptidase activator activity.